This is a messenger RNA of Closterium sp. NIES-67, 2023 nucleotides long. Lineage: Eukaryota; Viridiplantae; Streptophyta; Zygnematophyceae; Desmidiales; Closteriaceae. The record is from the annotation of a GenBank genome assembly.
ACGAAUUUCUGUGAUGGCGGGGCGGCUAUUUGUGCUGGUCUGGCGAGAACCUUUUUCGAGCGGAGAAGAAACGAGAAACGCAGGAAGAAAACGGGCGCGCUUGUCGGCGGGCAGGUAGCAGGAGCCGUUUCAAACGAGUCCGGCGGGCAGGGAGAAACAUUUUGCUGCUCUGCAGAAGCGGAGGUGGGGGGGGGGGGGGGUGGGGGGGGCGCGUGGCGUGGCGAGGGCAGGUCAGCGGAUUGCACUCUUCGUUCGCAGUCCAUUUCAUUAGGGAGAUUACACUCUGCGUGCGCGUCCGCAUUCGAUGGCACAGUAGGACGAGGUUUGACGGGCCAAGCCACGGCUGACAGCUGGCGCGUUUAACGGCAGGGAAGCGGGAAAACGGACGGCGGACUUGAAAUGUGAUGCAUCUCAGCUGGCAUAAGAGGCGUGAGGAAGCCAGACGGGUGAUAAACGGAACGGCAGGACUUGACGGAACAGCCGAGGUAUGCAUCCAAUGAAAAUCGUCGGAUGACGCAAACAUGUUGCGUGGGAGUUUCGUUUCGCCCGUUUCCCCCAACAUUCCUCCCUCCCCGCUACCCGCCGUCCUCGCCUGCCUAAAAAUCCAAACCGCCUGCCCAUUGCCCAUUGCCCAUUGCCCAUUGCCCAACAUCCAUUCCGCCUGCCCAGCUUCGCAUGUUCAAAUCAAACACACACAUCCCCUCCCCGCGCAACUUCUGCGUGGUUCGGGGUGGCCAUGGGCGCUACUGUCUGAUCUUCUGUUUCAUGGGGCUGUUUCGGGCCUGAGUGCGGCUGGAAUAAAAAUUUCUUCGCUUCCCAUUUUCCACCGUCACCGAACUCGCAGCCCAUCCCUCAACAGCACCUGCGCAGAAGUUGGGUCUCAGGAGGAGGGUUCCAACUGAAUCGCUGUCAACCGUACUGUAACGUGUUCUACACUAAUCACGCUCUCGAUCACCGACCUCGUCUGGCUGGAGAGAGGGGGAGGUGCGCGGGCACAUUACAGUAUGUAAAUAGGAGGGAGUGAGGGCGGGGGCUGGUGCGUGGGGUGUGCCGCCAUGGAGAACGCGAUUGGGGGGAUCGCGGUCCAGACUCGGGGAAAUGGGGAGGGGGGAAACCCUGUCGCACGGGGGAGAAUUGUAUCGCGUCACACAGCGGAAACAGUCUUAAGCACUGUGCGGUGUUUUGCCGCCAUGUCACCUCAGCAACACUACAUGAGAGGAACAUGCCAAUCGCGGACUUAGCGCAAUUUUCUGUGGUCCGUUCCGCUCAUUUCUCCGUUCAGCUGCACUCAUUCAAUGACUCAAGUUUGUUGUUCACAGGACUCAGUACCCCCUCACGGUAGCGAACUCGCUUCCGAUUGUACCUUUUCUAAGCGAAAGUCCACAGUAAUUUAAUGCAUAAGCCCACUCAACGUGGUCGAGCAGAAAGACAAGUGUCGCCUGAUUCUGGAUCUCCGAAAGGUGAACGACGCAAUAAUCGUCCCCACAUUUAAAUACGAGGGACUCAACCGCGUAGCGGACCUCGCCCGCCAAGGAGAUUGGAUGUUCUCCAUCGACUUGAAAUCAGGCUAUCACCAUGUCGACAUCCAUCCCUCGUGCUGGACGUUCCUCGGCUUUGAAUUCGACGGGUGCACAUACGCCUUCCGAUCCUUGCCGUUCGGCCUCGCCACAGCACCAUUCGUCUUCACGCAGCUCAUCAAGCAAUUAGCUCGGCGAUGGCGGGAGCAGGGGGUCCGCGUGAUAUCGUACGUGGACGAUAUCCUCUUCCUGUGCCCGACCCAGGCACACGCUCAAGCCACGUGCCAACGGAUCGUUAUCGAUCUCAAAGCUGCCGGGCUCGUACUCAACUCAAAAAAGUCAAAGCUGAUACCAACACAGCACCUUCGGUUCCUUGGCGUAGAACUUGACACACAGGCCGGCCGCUCCAACACGACCUGCUUUCCAUGCUCGCCCGCUCUCGUGCCGACUCGACCAUCCGAACAUACGAGCCUUACUGGGUGAAGUUCCGCGCCUUCUGCACGAAG